AACUUCAUAUAUAUCUGACUAACUCAAGGUCUACUUAUUAUCUUUUAAUGACACUCCACAGUCUUCAUCAGUGUGUUUCUUGGUUGUUACAAGACAUUUGACCUCUGUUACCAGGACGCUAUCUAUUACAUGCACUGCUCUCAGUCUGUGCACACCCAUGCAGUAAAGUACCUGCCUCUUCUUUUACAGUGGAACCAGUUUGACUGCACGUUGACUCCAAUGUGCCGUGCGAACUGAGCUGCACUCUCAAACGUUCUCACGCUAUAAAUUGUUUUACCCUUCUUUCACAACCCACCUCUGAUCCACGAAGCUGCAUUACUUCCUGCAAACUAACCGAUCAGAAUUUUGCCAGAAAGUCCGACUCUGUCAGCAGAACAUUUGUGUUUGCCUCAGCAGUCAACUGGCAUGUUCAGGACAUGUGUCAUCGCAUGUAAACCUGGGAAUUCCUCACUUCCCUGUCCUGACUAUAUCCUCUUCUGGCUCGAUAUAUAUCCGUGUGCUGCAGCUUCUCUCAUAAGUAACUGCUCGCUAUAGGACCAGACACUCGAUUCAGCCUCAAACGAUCAGUGGAGACUGAGGGGAAAACAUGUCCAACGUGGGAUUUUCAUCAUUUGUGUGUUUUGUUCUCGUCGGCUGCCUCUGUAGCAGCAGAGCUAUGCCGACUGCACUCAACCAGGAGGCUUUGAACGACAGACCAGUGAUCGGUAUUUUGACUCAGAUCGUUUCAGAUGAUUUCCUGAAACCUUGGGGGGAAACCUUCAUACCUUCGUCCUACGUGAAGUACGCCGAGUCCGGAGGCAGCAGAGUGAUGCCGAUCAGAUUGACUCACACUGCUGCUGAAUAUGAAAACAUCUUCAACCAGAUAAAUGGUCUGCUUCUCAUCGGAGGAGCUGUAGAUUUGGAGAAGUCAGACUUUGCCAAGGUGGCGAAGAUUUUUUAUAGACUCGCUUUGAAGGCCAACGACGCGGGGGACUUCUUCCCGAUCUGGGGCACAUGCAUGGGCCUGCAGCUCCUGACUGUUCUGGUGGCCGGUAAAAAUCUGCUGACAAACACCACAGCAGAGAACAUAGCACUGCCCCUCAACCUGACCACAGAGGCCCACUCCAGCCGGAUGUUCCAGGGUUUCUCUGAGGAGUUUAUGAAGAUUUUGACCCACGAACCACUGACUGGUAAUUUCCACAACUAUGGAUUGACAGUAGAGAGCUUCCAGGAAAACGCCAAGCUGAGAAAUUUCUUUUCCCUCCUGUCUACAAACGUUGCUGAAAACGGAGCCCACUUUGUCUCAACCAUAGAAGGAAAGAGAUAUCCCUUCUACGGAGUGCAGUGGCACCCGGAGGUGAAUCGUUUUCAGUGGAACAGAAAGAAGAACUUUCCUCACUCCCCUCACGCUGUCCAGUUAUCGUCUCUGCUGGCUCAGUUCUUUGUCAAUGAAGGAAGGAGAAGUUCACAUCGGUUUGACCCUGAGGAAGAGGCCUCGUCACUGAUUUACAGCUACACGCCCAUCUAUGCUGGAAACAUCACAGGAUAUGAGCAGCUCUACUUCUUCUGACUCUGUGUGUCACUCUGUGGAUGAACAAAACAAACCUUUCUGGACAGUUUAUUGUGCAACAUGGCCCUUGAGUCCAGAUCUGUGUGUAACAGCUGUGUUUGUGUGUGUCUGCUGUUCAGUACAGUGCAUGUCUGUUACGCUGUGGAGAUGUUUCUGCUCCAGUGUUGUUUACACUUGUUUAUAUUUCACAACUUUUAGGUCAAUAAAUAAGUGUUUGACAAAA
Hippoglossus stenolepis (Pacific halibut) is the source of this 1772-nucleotide messenger RNA. RefSeq names its product gamma-glutamyl hydrolase (gene gghl). The coding region runs from base 587 to 1549 and encodes 320 amino acids. Gene Ontology annotation, cellular component: vacuole. The transcript has 9 exons. Gene Ontology annotation, biological process: tetrahydrofolylpolyglutamate metabolic process. Gene Ontology annotation, molecular function: gamma-glutamyl-peptidase activity. The record is from RefSeq and is a predicted model, not a curated record. Lineage: Eukaryota; Metazoa; Chordata; Actinopteri; Pleuronectiformes; Pleuronectidae.